This is a messenger RNA of Funneliformis caledonium, 1860 nucleotides long. The record is from the annotation of a GenBank genome assembly. Lineage: Eukaryota; Fungi; Glomeromycota; Glomeromycetes; Glomerales; Glomeraceae.
AUGAGUAGUUAUGGAAAUACUCGCUGGAAGUUUAGGCUUCCUUACUUUCAGGAGAAUGAAAUAUGGGACCUGGUGGAAUUUUUACAGUGGAGUAUGAUACAAUAUCCAAAUGAUUUCGGUAAUAAAGAAGAAGAACACAGGACAUAUAAGAUUUGUUUGGAACGACUCAUUCAUAAUCCCCAUUUACUGAAGUCUCGUAGCAGUGAGCUUGUUCAACAGCUGGCCUCAAAUUGUUUGAACUCAUUCGAAUCGAGUCUAGUUGCUGUGCCCCCGGCACUAAUUUUUUCGCUGAAAGUGCUAGGUUGCGUCCGAAUUCCCGGGGUUGCGUCCUUGGGUGCACUUUUAUCUUUGAAGACUACAAAUUCCAACAAAGUAAAGAAGUUUUGGGAAGAUAGCUUAACUGUUAUGGAAACGUUAAAAAACGCGUCAAUUAUAAAUUCAAAAAAUGUAAUCCAACAAGUGCUAGAUUUACAGACCGAUUUCAAUGAGGCGCUUACUAACACUACACGCGAGAGUAUAAAACCUGAAGACAUUGAAGAUGUUCUUACGGGAGACAAUAUUAUUGAUGACGAACAAGUAAAAGAGCAUAAUCUUGAGAAAAGCUGGGAGUUCAAAGAACCAAUUCCUGGCUGGCUCAAACUGCUUCAUCAACAUCGCGAAGAUCUUGCCACCACAACAAUUGACCUCAAAUCACUUUCUCAAGUAGCAGAAACUGCCAUUUGGUGGCGUAUAAUUGACACAUGUGAUCCGAAAUUAACUGAAAUUAUUACGGAACGAGAGUUUUUAAACCUAAGCGAAAGUUUACUUUCCAACCUUCCAUCGGACUGGGAAGUGUUAGAGCCACCAGCUGAAAGAUGCUUGCACUCAAUUGCAAUGCUGGAUAAGAAAGGAUUGAAGAAGGUAGCCAAAACCGUAAUACAUCAUGGUGUUUGUGGUGCUAUAAAUAAGGCUCGAAAGAUUUUGGAUACUUCGAACAAAGUUGAAGAUGAAAACCCCUUCCUUGACUCUCCACCUACUGAAAUCACAACUACCGAUAAUUUUUUUCAAGAUGGAGAUUAUAAACACCCAGAUGUCUGUUACAUCAUUGAACUUCUUCACUAUACAUACAAUAUGAUCGAUAAAAAAAUUCCGCAACGAGAAAAUUCGGAACGGGAUAUUGAUGUGAUUUUCAAGUCCCACAUGUUUUCUUGUUUUGAUGACAUUAUGGAUUCGCAUUUUGGGGAGAUGGUUUCCAGAGCUUCACGACAACGCCGUACUCAAGCAAUUGAUGCUUCUGAUAAAGCAGAAGGUUAUCAUCUAGAUUGGCUUUUUACGAGACAUGGUCUCGCAAGAGAUCUUACCUGGGGGCGAAAAUUUUCACUGUGUGAAAGAGCAGGGUCUAAAAUUGAAAAUGGUAGAAAAAUACUAGAUAACACCUUAAAAGUACAAAAAACCCUGCGUGACAUGCACCAGACGUUAUUAGAAACCUUGUCUAACGCAGGUGGUGGUGCUGUUCCUGUCAAAGUUGCUCAAGCUUUCCGAAAACUGCUUCUGCCUGGAUUUAUCUCAUCUCGAUUUUUUAUUCGGGUUUUGUUAAAUGUAUACAUUGGUGGUAAAUACCAUGGAUCCGUUAUGCUGGCAGAAUUUGAUGUACCCACUCAAUUUGAUGAAAUGAGCAAGAUUGUAACAAUAGCACGGAUGAUGUUAAACGUAAAGAAUAUUUUCAAACAAACCAUAAGAACCUUCACUUUGAUGGAGGAAGCUUCCAAGAAGAAGAAACACUCUGUAGAUAACGUAUUGGUGUCAUCAAGAGUCAUAGAGCAUGUGUCUCCUAAAGCUAAGAAACAACAAAGUUCUAAAACUAAGAAGCGAAAAACUUAA